AUGGCGGGCGGGGCGAGCUUGGAGGGGGCGGACGCCGAACACCUCAUCGCGUUCGGGCUCGUCAUGGGCGCGCUGCACGUGCUCAUGGGCGCGGACCACCUCAUCGCGCUCGCGGUCGUCACCUCCCCGGACGUGGACGACACCGCGAGAAUUCGGACCGGAUUUGGAGGGGAGGAGGAUCCGACGACGUCCGCGGAACACACGACGCGCGACGUCGAGUCGUCGUCGUCGUCGUCGUCCGGCGUCGGCACCCCACCGACCCCCCCGCCGCCGUCCAUCUCCGGCGCCGUCUCCACGACAACAACGACGCGACGCCACGCCCUGAAAUCCUUCCUCCUCGGCCUAAGGUGGGGAUUCGGGCACUCCCUCGGCCUCGCGCUCGUGUGCGUCGUCUUCUUCGCGACGAAGCGCGCGGCGAACCUGGACGCGAUCGGCGACGUCGCGGACAAGCUGGUGGGCGCGUCGAUGAUCGUGUUGGGCGUCUGGGCGCUGUACGCAUUGCAUCGGUGGCGCGAGCGGCGUUUGAGAGAGGCUGCGCACGUCGCGGACGACGACGCGACGGGGGUUGGGGACGCGGGGAUUCAUCGUCCCUUUCCGCCGGUAGCAGCAGCGCGGCCCGAAGGCGACGGAUUCCACGGAUUCCACGGCGACGGCGCGGUCCGUCGGACGGAUCUCGAUCUCACGCGCGGCCCGUCGCUCCUCGGCGCGCUCGUGCUCGAGGCUGGCAGCGCGGAGCACGCGGCCGCGCACGAUUUGCAUCUCCCGCACGGGAAGGCGGCGACGUAUCUGAUCGCGUUUCUGUGCGCGUCGACGCUCGCGAUGGCCGCGUUCGCGGCCGGGUUCGGCGCGCUGACGCAACGCGCGGUGCUGGCAGCGGCGAAGGAGGAUGAGGAGGAGGAGGGGGCGAAGGAGGCGGCGGCGGGGGCGGAGGAGGGUUGCGGGGACGGCGGCGACGGAGGCGCGUCGACGUCGCCGCCGCCGCCGCCGCCGCCGCGCGUCUCGAGGGCGACCGAUCGAGCGACGAGGAUCGCGAUGGGGUUGAACCUCUUCGCGGGGUGCCUCGCGAUCGCGAUCGGCGUGACGUGGAUCACGCUGAGUAGUUUAGGGCUGCUAGGCGACCUGUGA
Micromonas pusilla CCMP1545 is the source of this 1125-nucleotide messenger RNA. RefSeq lists its product as uncharacterized. The coding region runs from base 1 to 1125 and encodes 374 amino acids. NCBI's taxonomy places the organism in Eukaryota, Viridiplantae, Chlorophyta, Mamiellophyceae, Mamiellales, Mamiellaceae. The transcript is spliced from 3 exons. The record is from RefSeq and is a predicted model, not a curated record.